AUGUCUUCCCAGGCCUCGACCUCUACCACUUCUAUCAUCCCCUCCGUCUUCACAUGGAGCAGCGCCCAGGAGCGCGACCUCGAAGCACAGACGAUCUCCGGCACGCACGAGCACUUCAACGUACAGCUCCCCACUCCUCCUGCAGCGCGCCUUCACGCCCCUCGUACCCGCCCCUCUAACGCAGAGGAGGGCACAAACGCAGUUGAUGACUUCUUCGGCGCGUCGUCCUCUCGCCGUUCGCCCCGCGGCACUCAGGACAGCCGCCACGACACGAUGUCCUUGCCCGUGCACCACGACGACUCGGGCUCGGACGCGCCGCCGCCGUACUCUUACUCUUCGGAGCCUCCCGCAUACACGCGCUACGUGGAGCACCCUACGCUUGCCAUGUAUCUCUUCAAGUUUGGCUUCCUCUUCCCGCUGUUCUGGAUCGCCGGCGCCCUCGUUCUCAUCUCUCCUCUUCGCGCCCCACAGGAUUGGGAGCUCUCCAAGACAGACGCGGAGCGCCAGGAGCUCAUCGAGAGCAUGCGACGCACGGAGAUUAAGUGGGCAAGGCGCUGCCUCAUCGCAAUCUUCGCUCUCGCCCUUGUCGUGCUCGCCGUCGUGCUCGCCGCCGUUUUUCUUAUGAGGACGUGA
Molecule: messenger RNA, 633 nt
Organism: Rhodofomes roseus
Lineage: Eukaryota; Fungi; Basidiomycota; Agaricomycetes; Polyporales; Fomitopsidaceae
Exons: 2
Coding region: 1-633 (210 amino acids)
Source: RefSeq, a predicted model, not a curated record